ACGCACCCUACAGAUACCGAAGCGCAUGCGCUAUGGCUUCCGCUAGGGCUCCUAUAUUUUUAUGUGCUUUUACCCAAAUUGUGUAGGGGCGAUAUUUUUAAGAUAAAGCUGUAUAUAUAUAUAUUUACAUCAAGUUGCUUUUAUAUAAAUUUAAAAAUUCGCUACUGAAGCUAAUGUAAAUACAUACAAUGCCAAAAUAAUUAUUAAUCGAGUGUUCUUUUACGAUGAAUUAACGGAAUUAACCUAUUCAGCUGAACUUUUUUCGAACGUAUCUUGUCAAUAAAACCGGGUGUUUAUCAAGAAAUCUCUGAGAACGAAACGAAGGUGUGUGUGAUAAAUAUGUUGACGUUACCAAGAUUAUUAGUAAAUCAUGUGAAAGCGUUGGCAGCACCCGCUUUACCUAGCAAAGCGGAUCAUCUUUCGCAGCAAACACGGAAUACCUUUAUUCUCAGGAGAAGGAUUUCGCCGUUUCUUCACGGGAAGAAUUGCAGACCCAAGAAGUUAAGAGCGAGGCAUUUUAUAUACGAUCUCGUCGAGAAUACGAAUGUAAAGCGAAAGGAGCCGCUUGAUCUGAUUCUAACACAGUAUGUAACAGGACUGGGCAACGUAGGCACCCGAGUGUCGGUGCAUCCGUCGUACGCGUAUCCAAAGCUUCUACUGCCAAGACUGGCGGACUACGCUACCCCCGAGAACAUCGAGAAGUAUAUGAAACUGGCGACGGACCAGGGGGACGACACGCCGUUCAGCUCUGCUUCGGUGGAGAAGACCAUGAAGUACCUGUCGCAGAAGCGGAUAUCCAUCGUGAUGUCGAAGGAUGUGCCGUGGACACUGGAGAAGUGGCACGUGAAGGCGAACUUCCGUAAGGCUGGUAUCCACCUACCUGAGGAUGCCAUAACGAUGCCCGAGAAGCCGAUAUCCGGGCCGAAUUUGGAUCUGGAGGGAAAGCAGUUUUACGUGACCCUUACGAUUAACAAUCGCGAGCAGGUGAAGGUGAGAUGCGCGUUGCAUCACUGGACGCCGGACAAGAGCGCUCAGAUUUACGUCGAGGAGUUCUGGAAACAGCCGAGCGAGCCGAUAUUCCCUGAGGACAAACCAAUUCUAGACUCCCUUCCCCCCUCCUGGGUGGAGAGGAAGAAAGCUGAAUCGCAUUAGUAAUAUAUUGUACUCUAAUAAUGUAAAUAAAUUGCAUUUAAACGGGGAA
Vollenhovia emeryi is the source of this 1201-nucleotide messenger RNA. RefSeq names its product 39S ribosomal protein L9, mitochondrial (gene mRpL9). Gene Ontology annotation, molecular function: structural constituent of ribosome. Lineage: Eukaryota; Metazoa; Arthropoda; Insecta; Hymenoptera; Formicidae. Gene Ontology annotation, biological process: translation. Gene Ontology annotation, cellular component: ribosome; mitochondrion. The transcript has 2 exons. The record is from RefSeq and is a predicted model, not a curated record. The coding region runs from base 340 to 1152 and encodes 270 amino acids.